Molecule: messenger RNA, 570 nt
Organism: Plectropomus leopardus (leopard coralgrouper)
Lineage: Eukaryota; Metazoa; Chordata; Actinopteri; Perciformes; Serranidae
Gene: mrps25
Product: mitochondrial ribosomal protein S25
Cellular component (GO): mitochondrion
Molecular function (GO): structural constituent of ribosome
Source: RefSeq, a predicted model, not a curated record
UCGCCUCUCCGUGAGCUUGUGCGUGCAGUGCGACCCCAUUUCCAAAUGGUAUUUUGUGAAUAAAUAAAGGACUUCAAAAUGCCUAUGAAAGGAAGAUAUCCGAUCAGGAGGACGCUGGAAUACCUUCAGAAGGGCGACAUCAUCUUUAAAAACAAAGUGAAGAUCAUGACGGUGAAUUACAACACGCAUGGAGAGCUCAGCGAAGGAGCAAGAAAGUUUGUGUUCUUCAAUGUUCCUCAGAUUCAGUACAAAAACGAAUGGCUCCAAAUAAUGAUGUUCAAAAAUAUGACACCAUCACCGUUCUUGAAGUUUUACCUGGAGGAUGGGGAGCAAGUCUUGGUGGAUGUGGAAGGGAAGGACCACAAACAAAUUUCACAACACAUCAAGAAGAUUCUGGGAAAAACAGAAGCAAUGUUACAAGCUGAAGCCCUAGCCAGGAUGCAGGCUGCAAACCCCGCCAACUUUGGGCCCAAAAAGUACUGUCUGAGGGAGUGUAUCUGUGAGGUGGAGGGCCAGGUGCCGUGUCCUGGCACCAAGCAACUGCCCAAGAGAUGACUGGCAAAUAUCAAG